Molecule: messenger RNA, 1509 nt
Organism: Syzygium oleosum
Lineage: Eukaryota; Viridiplantae; Streptophyta; Magnoliopsida; Myrtales; Myrtaceae
Product: rhodanese-like/PpiC domain-containing protein 12, chloroplastic
Exons: 8
Coding region: 272-1168 (298 amino acids)
Molecular function (GO): peptidyl-prolyl cis-trans isomerase activity
Source: RefSeq, a predicted model, not a curated record
UACUCGCGCAUUCUCUUAACUUCUCACACCGAGCACCCGACUCGUGCGUGCUUCGAUAAUAACCUUAGUACGCGCGUGUCGGACCGUCGACCGCCAUCUUCGAUGAAAGAUUCUUCAUUUGCAACAUCGGUGUUGGACAUUAAGCCCCGGCCCGGUUCGACCGGGCCCGAUCCGGCCCGAGCCCGCCCACUGAGCUCCGACAGCUUCUCCAUGUCUAAGCUAGCUAGCUUAGCCCUCCUUCCCUCUGUUGCGAGGAAGAAGCAAGAAAGCAAUGUUAAGAGCGCCGCAUUUCCCAGCAAUGGCUUCCACCGCUCUCACCGCGCUUAGACUCUCUCUGAUUCCCACUUUCAGCUUCUCUUCUCCUUCGCAAUCUCGCGGUAUCUCCGCUACUCCUCCGCUCUGUUCGACAAGGCACCUCUCGCCUUCUCCUCCUCCCCUCGGCCGGAAGCUGAAGCCGGCCCAGCCCGCGUCGCCCCAUCCACGCCUCGGAGGAGCAGGUAUUUCAGCUUCGUUUAGUUCUCAGCCAAGUUCUGGCAAUGGGAGGGAAUUACUAGUGCAGCACUUGCUUCUUAAGGAAAACGACCUCGAUCUUCUGCUUGAGCUUCAGCAAAGGGUUUCAGCAGGAGAGGAUCUGAGUGACCUUGCAGUUGAACACUCAAUUUGUCCAUCAAAAGAACGAGGUGGGAUGCUAGGGUGGUUGAGAAAGGGGCAGAUGGUGCCAGAAUUUGAGGAGGCUGCUUUUAGUGCGCCUAUAAACAAAGUUGUAAAAUGCAAGACUAAAUUUGGAUGGCAUUUAUUGCAAGUUAUUUCCGAGAGGGAAGAGUCAGUUCUUCAAGACAUACAGCCUGAUGAGCUUCAUGUCAAAAUGCAAGAACCCAGUUUCCUUGAUGAAUCUCAACUCAUUGAUGUUAGAGAGCCCGAGGAAGUGGCCAAGGCUUCUUUGUCUGGUUUUCAAGUUCUUCCACUUCGUCAGUUUGGCAGUUGGGGACCAGAAAUUACUACGAAGUUAGAUGCUGAGAAGGAUACUUACGUAAUGUGUCACCAUGGAAUGCGGUCGUUGCAAGUCGCCAAGUGGUUGCAGACACAGGGUUUUAAGAGAGUAUUCAACUUGUCUGGGGGAAUUCAUGAAUAUGCUGUCAAGGCUGAUCCAUCAAUCCCAACUUACUGAAGUUGCUGUCAGUGGAAUUUUGUAGUGCCUAGACCGGGUUCUCCGAAGUUGCUUCGUCUUCCUUAACAGUCACAAUACCGUCUCUUGUUGUCUGAGAUUUGGCCAUCACAAUGUUAAACUGGUUUUGCUCAGGCAAACUUUGGUAUCUUCAGCCUCAGAAAUAUACCCUCUUUCGGUCUUUCCGUGUAGAAUCCCUUUUCUACCAAGGCGGCCAAAAAAACUAUACGCUCUCUUACCAUACGAAUUUCAUGUAAGGGUUCCCCUUUUUUUUAUUGGACUAGUGUAAAUUGAGGCUCUUCUCAGGUAUUUUAUUCAAAUGAGACAUGCAGUGGAGUUAAUGA